This is a messenger RNA of Tachysurus fulvidraco (yellow catfish), 3586 nucleotides long. RefSeq names its product reticulon 1a (gene rtn1a). The transcript has 9 exons. The coding region runs from base 219 to 2480 and encodes 753 amino acids. Lineage: Eukaryota; Metazoa; Chordata; Actinopteri; Siluriformes; Bagridae. The record is from RefSeq and is a predicted model, not a curated record. Gene Ontology annotation, biological process: endoplasmic reticulum tubular network formation; neuron differentiation; brain development. Gene Ontology annotation, cellular component: neuron projection; postsynaptic density.
ACACACACACAGACGUCACACUCAGAACCAAACACACGCAUCCAGCCUCAGUGCGCGCUUCGGUACUCAGCGCGACGGGAACCCCGAACACUUCCAGUUAGAUUAAACAAUAACGUGACAGAUCUGGGAUAUUUAUUUUUAAAACGUAGUCCGACUUCUCUCACUUCUCCGAUCCGAUCUGAUCUGAUCUGCGCGCGUGCGUGACUGAGUGAGCGAGCAUGUCCGGGACCGGAGAACCACACGGAGAGGAGCGUGAGCGGCCCGGGCCGCGUUUGGGUCGGAUGCACGAGGAAGAGGAAGAGGAAGAGGGGGAGUGUAAAAAGAAGGAGGCGUCGGAAACGGAGGAGGAGAAAGAGGAAGAAGGGAAGAAGAGGGCGCUUAAACAGACCUGUCCGGGUGAUGAGGCGCACGGAGGAACUUGCGUUGCCAUGGAAACUGCAUCCUCAGACUCGGUGUCUGAUCUGUUCCUGAACUCUUCCUCCAAGCAGAGUGACCUCUACACCUCCCUCCUCUCCUCUAAUUGCUCGUCCUCAAACCCGCUCAGCGCCAGCGUUCCGCUCUUCUCCUCUGAGGAUGACCGUUCUCCUCUCGCUCCUAUGGGGAGCGACUCUGGAAUCGGGAUGACCCCUGGUGACCCCGGCGACCUCCACCCCCAAAAAAGUGACCCCUACAACUACAUGGAUAUGAGUGACAACCUUGGUGACCUCGGUCAUCGUAAAAACACUGGGUCAGAAAAGCAGCCAAUGAGGAGCCUCAAGGAUCCUGAUGAUGAUGAUGAUGAUGAUGAUGAUGAUGAUGAUGAUGCUGUUGAUGCUGUUGAUGAAGACGGAUCCAUGGAGUUUAAGUCGAAGAUGGUAAAAGAGGUAUUUGAUUUAGGAAGCUACAUGGAGAAGAAUCCUGAAAACCUAUCAGUGACUGGAGACUUGGGAAACACCUUCCCAUAUGUGGAGGACCAAUCAGACGAGGAGUUACUGGAGAACAGGCCACGCACUGCCAGUCCAGUAAAGAUCACCGUGACGACAGAUUCCUGUAUCUUAGAAACCGAGCAAGCAAGAGGUGGAGUGUCAGAGAGGGAAAGUGUGCUGAGUUUGGGAAAGGAAGGUGUUCCUACGGUAACGCUGUCUGAACCGGAGGAUGACAGCGCUGCUUCAUCUGUCAAUCAUUCCCCAAACCACUCCCCCACAGGUAGAGAGUCACCCUCAGAUUUCUUGUUCCAGCCUGUAGGGAUAAAGUGUGUGAACAUCAAGGGCCCUACAAAACCCUCAUCACGAUUUGGGAUGCGGGACAGUGGAGAAUCUGGUGACUCCGAAGUCGAGCCCGAUUCCCCAAGACAUGAAAAGCAGUAUACCGCCAGAAACAGAGCUGGAAAACCGUUUGAGCCGACAGGUGGAGGUGUGGAGAUGAAACAGAGCUACAAGGGAAGAUCUAACAAUCCGAUUGAGGGGUCCAUCCGCACAAAGGGGGAAUAUGUGCAACAUGGCAACCCUCCGCUUUACAGCCUGCUUCGUGAGGAGAGGGAGGCCGAGCUAGACAGUGACCUGCUUAUCGAGUCUGCUUCCGAGGAGAGCCCUAAGAGAGAGCAGGUGGUGAAGUGCACCCUAAAACCACAUUCACCUCCGAGCUCACCUCCACCCGUGAGCAGUGCUGUCUCUCCGCCUCUAAAAGAGAAGGAACAGGAUGUAAAGAAAGAAAAGGAGGAAAAGCCCAGUGCAGAACAGAGAGAAGAAUCCAACACGCAGUCACAACAAGAGGAAGAUAAAAUGUUCACUAAAACCAAGCCUGCAGUGACGCCAUCCAGUGAAGAGCGCACCCUAGAGGACGGAGCAAAUAAAAACACCGUCAGCAAUGGAGAAAAAAGGACCACUAAAGACGCAGAGAUGCUGGUUUUCUUGCACACCUUCAACAAACAGAAAGUGGUGGCGCUGCUGCACUGGCGGGAUGUGAGAAAGACGGCCGUGUUGUUCAGCAGUGUGUUACUGCUGCUCUUCUCUCUGACUCAGUUCAGCGUGGUGAGCGUGAUGGCGUACCUCGCCCUCGCCGCUCUCUCCACCACCAUCAGCUUCAGAGUGUACAAGUCCGUGCUGCAGGCCGUGCAGAAGACUGACGAUGGACACCCCUUCAAGGUGUAUCUGGAGCAGGAGAUCGCUCUCUCUCCUGAGCAGAUCAGUAAAUAUGUGGAGAAAGUGCAGCUCUAUUUGAAUUACACACUGAAGGAGCUGCGGAGGCUUUUCCUCGUGCAGGACCUGAUCGACUCUUUAAAGUUCACAGUGUUGAUGUGGUUGCUGACAUACGUUGGCGCUCUGUUUAACGGCCUCACUCUUCUCAUUCUGGCUGUGGUGUGUGUGUUCACGGUGCCGCUUGUGUACGAGAAAUAUAAGAAACAGAUAGAUCAGUACCUGGGACUAGUGAGAACUCAGGUGAACUCUGUAAUGGCAAAACUGAGGGAGAAGGUUCCUGGAGCCAAGAGGAAGGAUGAGUAAAAUCCCUCCAUCCAAAUCCACUGUACACUCAACAAAGCCAGUACCGACUGCAGCACGGCUGCGUCCCAAUCCCAUUUUUAAUAGACCCUUGUUGACUUCCACUUUCCCCUUUAUUAGCUUAUAGUGAUCAGGUGGCAUCAGUGCAGGCUUCAUGAGAACACAUUUCCCAGAACGCACUGCUGUAUGAACGUCAGGUGUCGAGGCUCGGCUUUAUUUCAGUAGGAGCAAGUUAGCACGAAGUGGAGGAAAUCACUCGCACCACUCACUUCAUGCACACUUUCUAGAGGAAGUCAACAAGGCUGUAUAAAAGAUGAGCUCAAUAACAAACGAUCACGAUUAUCACCUGACACCGUAUCAGGAUUAAUGAUUAUUAUACUACAUGUAUUUUAAUAACGUCACAUGAUUAGCUCGAGCCCUUCUGAUUGGACGGCGUGCUAGUCACCGAAGAACCUCGGCAGCGCCUCAAAGCUUCAUCAUAGCUUCGGUUAUCAUCGUGAUAUAGUUUGUGCUGAUAAUCUACAUAUGCCUAAAUUAUAUUAAAAAAAAAACAUCUAGUUUCUACAUCCACGACGUGCAUGACAGUAUUUUGUAUCGACUGUGUUAGAUAGUUAAGUUACUUUCGCAAAGAAAACGAGGAAGCGACGCGAUGUAAUCGAUCACACAAGUCAUAAACCAGUAAAAACUUACAAACUGCUUUUUCUCUAACUUUGCUUCAGAUUAAAAAGCAUGAGUCUUUAGUAAUUAAUAUUAAACUAUCACUUUCUUUCUUUCUAUUCUUUCAUUCUGUAUCGUUUCGGUCUAACAGUAAACACCUCACACACUCACGCCAAGCCUGCUCGGUCACCGUAUAACCGCACACGUCACCGCAUAACCGCACACGUCACUGCUUACACACUAAAGCAUUAAUAUUAAUAUGUUCUAAAUGAUUUUCUCCAAUGGGUGUGUGUGUGUGUGUGUGUGUGUGUGUGUUGUGUAAUUUAGCUUUUGUAAAGUCAGGAGUGUGUUCAGCUCAGUGUUGUUGGAUUUGAGCUCAGCAUCGACUCUGUAACUGUUUGCACUCGUGUAUUAAUGGAACAAUAAUGAAUAAAUGUUCUCUACUGUAAAAA